AUGGCCAACCAAAGAAGACCAUCAAAUGUUUCGAAAGUGCACCCUAGCUCCUCUGAAGAGGAGGGCGCAGCGGUCACGCAGCUGCAAGGAAUUAAUCUACAGCAGCUGAAACAAGACAAAGCAUAUAAAAAAGACCAGCCAGCCCUGCUAGAACAGCCAGCCCUGCCAGAACAGACAGCAAUGCCAGAACCGCCAGCCCUGCCAGAACAGCCUGUCAUGCCAGAACCACCAGCCCUGCCAGAAAAUCCAGUCCUGCACGAACAGCAAGCCCGGCCAGAACAGCCAGCCCUGUCAGAACAUCCAGCCUUGCCAGAACAGCCAGCCCUGCCAGAACAGACAGCAAUGCCAGAACCGCCAGCCCUGCCAGAACAGUCUGCCAUGCCAGAACAGCCAGCCUUGCCAGAACAGCCUGCCAUGCCCGAACAGCCAGCCCUGCCAGAAAAGCCAGUCCUGCCAGAACAGCGAGCCCGGCCAGUACAGCCAGCCCUGCCAGAACAGACAGCAAUGCCAGAACCGCCAGCCCUGCCAGAACAGCCUGCCAUGCCAGAACAGCCAGCCCUGCCAGAAAAGCCAGUCCUGCCAGAAAAACCAGUCCUGCCAGAACAGCGAGCCCGGCCAGAACAGCCAGCCCUGCCAGAAAAGCCAGUCCUGACAGAACAGCGAGCCCGUCCAGAUCAGCCAGCCCUGCCAGAACUGUCUGCCAUGCCAGAACCGCCAGCCCUACCAGAAAAGUCAGCCCUGCCAGAACAGCCAGCCAUUCCAGAACCGCCAGCCCUGCUAGAAAAGCCAGUCCUGUCAGAACAGCCAGCCCAGCCAGAACAGCCAGCCCUGCCAGAACAUCCAGCCUUGCCAAAACAGCCAGCCCUGCUUGAAAAGCCAGCCCUGCUUGAAAAGCCAGCGCUGCCAGAACAGCCAUCCCUGCCAGAAAAGCCAGCCUUGCCAGAACAGCCAGCCCUGCCAGAAAAGUCAACCCUGCCAGAAAAGCCAGACUAUCCAGACAAGCUAAAAAUCACCACCAGCAAACCAGCCUCAGGAAACCUUGCUUUGUUCAUAAUCAUUCAAAUUACGUUGCUAGUCACCGUCUACUUCAGCAAAACAUAUUUCACAGCACCGAGCUUCACCUAUUCUGGCCAUAACAAGUAUGAGCGUCAACUCCUUACUUUGAGCAUGUUGACUGGGCCCCAGCUGGUGGUCAACGCGCCUCCGCGCCGCUGCCACACCGCGGGCCGGACGGUCACACCGAACCAUCCUGCUACUGUCGUGUCCGGCUCGCAAGUCCCGUACCUAACACUCGCGCGCCACCGCUGA
Bacillus rossius redtenbacheri is the source of this 1308-nucleotide messenger RNA. RefSeq lists its product as uncharacterized. The transcript has 2 exons. The record is from RefSeq and is a predicted model, not a curated record. NCBI's taxonomy places the organism in Eukaryota, Metazoa, Arthropoda, Insecta, Phasmatodea, Bacillidae. The coding region runs from base 1 to 1308 and encodes 435 amino acids.